AUGGCUAAUGAUGAAUAUGACUUCCUCUUCAAAGGUAAUGUUGCCACUUUCCCCGCGCAGUCGCCGCAACUAUUCAUCCCUUUCCGCUACGUGGUGCUUAUCGGUGACUCCGGUGUUGGCAAGUCUAACCUUUUGAGUCGUUUCACCCGCAACGAAUUCAACCUGGACUCCAAGUCUACCAUCGGUGUCGAAUUCGCAACUCGUUCUAUCCAGGUCGACUCCAAGACGAUCAAGGCACAGAUCUGGGAUACUGCCGGUCAGGAACGUUAUCGUGCCAUCACAUCUGCCUACUAUCGCGGUGCUGUUGGUGCCCUUCUUGUAUACGAUAUCAGCAAACACCAGACCUAUGAUAAUGUCAACCGGUGGUUGAAGGAACUCCGCGACCAUGCUGACUCCAAUAUUGUCAUCAUGCUUGUCGGAAACAAGAGUGAUUUGAGACAUCUUCGCGCUGUGCCCACAGAUGAGGCCAAGCAGUUUGCCAGCGAGAACAACCUCUCUUUUAUUGAGACAUCUGCCCUUGAUGCAAGCAACGUUGAGCUUGCUUUCCAGAACAUCCUGACAGAAAUCUACCGCAUUGUCUCCAGCAAGGCUAUUAUUGAGGGAGGUGACUCUGGGCAGGCUACUCUGAGCAGCGGACGCACGAUCGAAGUCAGCAAGACACCGGAUACUGAGUCGAAGCAGGGUUGCUGUUAA
This is a messenger RNA of Aspergillus clavatus NRRL 1, 693 nucleotides long. RefSeq names its product Rab family GTPase. Gene Ontology annotation, biological process: exocytosis. The coding region runs from base 1 to 693 and encodes 230 amino acids. Gene Ontology annotation, cellular component: recycling endosome. The record is from RefSeq and is a predicted model, not a curated record. NCBI's taxonomy places the organism in Eukaryota, Fungi, Ascomycota, Eurotiomycetes, Eurotiales, Aspergillaceae. The transcript is spliced from 5 exons. Gene Ontology annotation, molecular function: GTP binding; GTPase activity.